AUUUAGGUUGGUGAUGUAGACGGGUUUUAAUUGACGGAAUGGAUAAAUUCGUGCAAUCUGCUAAAACAUCCCGUGAAGAUACCUCGAUAAAUAUUGAUUCUUGUAGCGAAUCCGAUUCUGAAAGAAAACGUUUUAAAAGAAAGAGAGUGGGCUCAUCCAACGUGUGGAAAUUUUUUUGAGCCAUCAAAAGACAAGAAACUGGCGAAAUGUCUCCACUGUGGCCGAGAGUACAAAACUAGUGGUAAUACUACCAACCUGUCGGAUCAUUUGAAUCGCGCUCAUCCUACCCUCAAUAAUUGUGUAAAGCCGAUUAAUACCAUAUGAGCACAUUUUAGUAAGUCUGAAAAUUACGACCAAAUUUCGACGCGUAAAAAAGAACUUGAUGUAUCAUUAAUGAAAAUGGUCACAUUAGAUGUGCAGCCCUUUCGAAUUGUCGAAGAUGUAGGUUUCCGAAAUUUUGUUAAAUGUUUAGAUCCCCGAUACGUGUUGCCUAGUUGAACAACUCUACAAAAUGUGUUGUUAAAGAACAUGUACAGUGAUGCUAAAAUCAAAUUAUAAGAAAUUUUAAAUACGGUGGAACAUUGCGCAAUAACGACCGAUUGUUGGACGUCGCGGGCAAAUGUUGGUUACUUAACCGUCACAUGCCACUUUGUUACGGAAAAAAUGAUAUUACAGACAGCAGUAUUAUCGACCACAACUUUAUUAACAACCACAAAUCAUUCCGCUGACAAUAUCGCGAAUUCGUUACGCAAUGUUUUAUCGGAGUGGGGCGUUCUGGAAAAAGUAACUUCAAUUGUGACGGAUAAUGCGGCAAGCAUGAUUAAAGCUUGCGAGCUACUUCAAAAACGAAACCUACCGUGUUUUGCGCAUUCUUUAACCUUAAUUAUUCAAGAUGCUUUAUCACAAGAAAACACAAAACCCGUGAUAAUGAAGUGUAAGCGUAUCGUUGGUUAUUUUAAAAGCAGCACAAUUGCUUAUGAAAAGUUUAAAGAGGCGCAGAAUGAUAAACAAUACAGUUUGCUCCAAGAAACUCCUACGCGAUGGAAUAGUGCGUACCUAAUGAUUAAAAGAAUAAUAGAGACAAAAGGUUCUAUUUCUAAUGUUCUACUUGCAACUCCAAAAGCUCCACAGACUCUUACUGCAGACGAAAUAGAAACUUUGAAAGAUUUGGUGGAAUUAUUUGGUCCAUUUCAUGAAGCUACUGUACAAGCAUCAGCGAGUGAUUCUGUUACAAUAUCAUUAAUAAUACCGCUUACGUGUGACCUUUACCAUAAAUUAAAUGAUUUGCAAACUAAUAUGAAAACGACAGAAGGUUACAAUACAUGCACUUAUGUAAUUCGACGACUGAGAGUUAUAUUACUUCACUACGAAAACCGAACAGUUACAAAAAUUGGCACCAUUUUAGAUGCAAGUUUCAAGAAAGAAGGCUUCUUAUCAAGUAACAUGGCAGAUAGUGCAGUCAAAGCAUUAGAAGAUGAAAUAGCAAGUUUAGGCAGGGCCGAAUCAUCUUCACAUUAUUAUGAAGAACCGUCAACAUCACCUAAUGUACAACUUCAACCUGAACAAUCGCUUUUUAAAUUUAUAAACAACAAGGUUGCGGAAAGAAAAAAAUCCAAAAGGGUAGAUGCAGUCAUAACUCUUCGGCAAUACCUUAAUAAGCCGAACGCGCUUCAUGACAUUGAUCCUUUAACCUAUUUAAAGAUACUACAUUUUAUUCAAUUUAAUCUUUUGUUUUUAAUAAUUCUUUUGUUUAUACAGCAACGCAAGUGA
This is a messenger RNA of Rhagoletis zephyria (snowberry fruit fly), 1770 nucleotides long. Its product is annotated as zinc finger BED domain-containing protein 1-like. The record is from RefSeq and is a predicted model, not a curated record. NCBI's taxonomy places the organism in Eukaryota, Metazoa, Arthropoda, Insecta, Diptera, Tephritidae.